Acanthosepion pharaonis is the source of this 996-nucleotide messenger RNA. The record is from the annotation of a GenBank genome assembly. NCBI's taxonomy places the organism in Eukaryota, Metazoa, Mollusca, Cephalopoda, Sepiida, Sepiidae.
AUGAAGAACGCUUUCACUUCUCCUUUUAACUUUCUUUUCCUUACUAUCAAUCGCUUUAUUUUCUUUGUUUUAAUUGAUAUAUAUCACUAUGUCUGUUUCUUUCUGUCUGUCUGCCUCUCUUUACGUGAUCCUGUCUGCCUCUCUUUACGUGAUUCUGUCUGCCUCUCUUUACGUGAUUCUGUCUUCCUCUCUUUACGUGAUUCUGUCUGCCUCUCUUUACGUGAUUCUGUCUGCCUCUCUUUACGUGAUCCUGUCUGCCUCUCUUUACGUGAUUCUGUCUGCCUCUCUUUACGUGAUUCUGUCUGCCUCUCUUUACGUGAUUCUGUCUUCCUCUCUUUACGUGAUUCUGUCUGCCUCUCUUUACGUGAUUCUGUCUUACUCUCUUUAUGUGAUUCUGUCUUACUCUCUUUACGUGAUUCUGUCUGCCUCUCUUUACGUGAUUCUGUCUUCCUCUCUUUACGUGAUUCUGUCUGCCUCUCUUUACGUGAUUCUGUCUGCCUCUCUUUACGUGAUUCUGUCUUCCUCUCUUUACGUGAUUCUGUCUGCCUCUCUUUACGUGAUUCUGUCUUCCUCUCUUUACGUGAUCCUGUCUGCCUCUCUUUACGUGAUCCUGUCUUCCUCUCUUUACGUGAUCCUGUCUUCCUCUUUUUACGUGAUCCUGUCUGCCUCUCUUUACGUGAUUCUGUCUGCCUCUCUUUACGUGAUUCUGUCUGCCUCUCUUUACGUGAUUCUGUCUGCCUCUCUUUAUCUGUUUAUUUCUGUCUGUCUUCCUCUCUUUACGUGAUUCUGUCUUACUCUCUUUACGUGAUUCUGUCUGCCUCUCUUUACGUGAUUCUGUCUGCCUCUCUUUACGUGAUUCUGUCUGCCUCUCUUUACGUGAUUCUGUCUGCCUCUCUUUACGUGAUCCUGUCUUCCUCUCUUUACGUGAUUCUGUCUGCCUCUCUUUACGUGAUCCUGUCUUCCUCUUUUUACGUGAUCCUGUCUGCCUUUACGUGA